Drosophila willistoni is the source of this 783-nucleotide messenger RNA. RefSeq names its product cytochrome b5 domain-containing protein 1. Lineage: Eukaryota; Metazoa; Arthropoda; Insecta; Diptera; Drosophilidae. The transcript is spliced from 3 exons. The record is from RefSeq and is a predicted model, not a curated record. The coding region runs from base 73 to 720 and encodes 215 amino acids.
CAUUGUGUCCAGACAACACUGGAAAAUUAUGUCAAUUUUUGAGUUACAUAAUUCAAAUUUCUUAACUCACAAAUGGAUCGUUCUAAUAAAAAACUUCGAUACUAUCUAAGAGAUGAAGUUGUCAUACACAAUAAGAAAUGCGACUGUUGGGUUAUUAUCCAUCGAAAGGUGUUCGAUUUGACGGCCUUAAUAAAGGACAGACUAGAUCAUUGGAACACAAAUAUGGAUUAUCUGGUGGCUCAUGCGGGGAAAGAUCUCUCGCAUAUGUUUCACGAGAAUUGCUCACCACGUACAGAGAUUUCUUCGAGAAGUGGCAAACCGAGAGUCCUCUUUCCGCCCAUAUUAGAGGUGGCCAUGAGUGAAUUUGUCAAGACUCCUGGCCUCAUCUGGAGCCAGGAUCCAUGCUAUCAUGUUGGAAUGACCACACGAAGAUCUCGUUUGAUAAGGAUUAUUAAUGCUCUGACAGCCCACUCGCAGUAUAUGACGGUAUGCGAUGAGGACACCAUUUAUGAUAUACAACAGAAAUACAAAGAGCGAUAUAAUCAUCAUGCUGGCAGCUAUGAGUGGCGCAAGUUCUCCCAUGGUGCCAAAAUGUGUGGCCAGUUGAAUCUAAAUGGCACCUUGGAUGAGAAUGGUCUGACAUCGGAUGAGGAAAGUUCCAUAGAACUGCCGCCACCUUCUCUUUGGCUGUACUAUACUGAUGAUAUAACAAUUGCCUGAAUGUUGAUUACAUUUUAUUUUAGGUUCAAGUUGGCAAAAUUAAACGAAUAGUUUGGGGUACAA